CGGGUCGCGCUAUGGGGAUGGAGCGGUCUGAGGAGCCGGGGGGCGAUGCCGCCGCCGCUGCUACCACAGCCGCCGGCCCGAGGCGCGUCGAGGUCCCCCGGCCCCCCUCCAUCGAGGAGUUCACCAUCGUGAAGCCCAUCAGCCGCGGCGCCUUCGGGAAGGUGUACCUGGGCCGUAAGGCGGGCCGGCUCUACGCCGUGAAGGUGAUGAAAAAAGCAGACAUGAUCAACAAAAACAUGGUUCACCAGGUCCAGGCAGAGAGGGAUGCAUUGGCUCUCAGUAAAAGUCCUUUCAUUGUGCACUUAUACUACUCACUUCAGUCAGCUAAUAACAUCUAUUUGGUGAUGGAGUACCUUAUUGGUGGAGAUGUCAAAUCUCUUCUCCAUAUUUAUGGAUAUUUUGAUGAAGAAAUGGCUGUUAAGUAUAUUUCUGAAGCAGCAUUGGCCCUUGACUAUCUUCACAGGCAUGGGAUAAUCCACAGGGAUCUGAAGCCAGACAACAUGCUCAUUUCUAAUCAGGGCCACAUAAAGUUGACAGACUUUGGGCUUUCCAGAGUUACUCUGAACAGAGAGAUAAAUAUGAUAGAUAUCCUUACUACGCCAUCAAUGGCAAAGCCAAAACAAGACUACUCACGUACUCCAGGACAAUUGUUGUCUCUUAUCAGUUCUCUGGGCUUUUAUUCUCCUGUUGGAAUGAAAAUGCCAGCGCACAAUUCAAGUAAAUCGUCCGACAGUUUGCGUGGAGUGGUUUCUCCCUUACCUGUGGUCCAAAAGGAAAAUACCCCUCUUUCAACUAAAUUCUUCAAAACACAUCUUGAUAAUUCUCAAUUAACGCCUGUGAUGCCAGCAAGAAGUUUGACUCCUACUCUGCUUCAGUCAAGAAAGAGGUUUGGUGCUUGCAGUGUUAGUAGUGAGUCACACACUCACCAGUCCAGUGUGGAAUCAGAAUGCUGCAGCAGCCCCAGGUGGGAGAAAGACGUAGAGCACAAUGAAGAUGAACCUAGUUCUGGAACAUGCAAAACAAGUAACAGUGGGUCGGCUCUCCCUUCAAAUGUUGAGUUGCCAAAUAGCAAAAGUAUGGAAGUUUUAAAGAAAAAAGAACUUGAGUCUGCUAUUUCUCCCAUUGUCAGAAAUGAUUCUGGCUGUAGGCAGAAGUUGGGAAGCGAACAUUCGAAUAUAACAGAUACUCCUGUGACCACACUGGAUGUGAAAGGCAUAGUAAGAAAAUGUAUUUCUGAAAAGACUCGGGAAGAAGAAGUCUGUGUAAAUAAAAGAGAGAGAACUAAUGAAACAGCAGAAAAUUCCAGUCCACAGCAGUCAUCUUCAAGGCAGAAUGAGCCUUUCAAAGAGGAAGAAAUUUUUGAAAAACCAGGUGUUAAAAGAAGCUUUGAAUUAGUUGAUACCAGUCCUUGUCAGGAACUUAACUAUGUUAAAAAAAGCAACGCAGAAUAUAAACGUGGCUGUCAGAUCUCUGAAUUUCCAGCAAACAGUAGGACAGGUUUGACAACAGAAAUUCAAUCCUUAGUGCUCUGUAAUGAUGGAUGCCCACGUGACACCUGCAGAAGUGAGGAGGAAGUGAAGUGUUCUAUUAGCAAACAACAAACAGUAGAAAGAUCCCUUACUCCAACUAUAGCCAAAAAUCUUAUGUGUGAUCUGGAUGCAGACUACAGAAAGGAUGAUGAAAAGGAGUACAUGAACUCAAGUUUUUUAGAUACUGACGACGAGAAACCUUUAGGGAUCCUCAGUGCAGAUUCUGAUGUAUUUACAGAAAUGUCUGUCACGGAAAGCCAUUUAGAAAAGCAGCUUUUAGAUUUGGACAAAAGCGUUAAAGACCUCUCCUUUGAGGAGCCACAACCUGAAGGCGUGCUGAUAAUGUCGCCAGAGUCCCAAGAUGCCCCACAAAGUGGAGAGGAAGCACAUACAGUCCAGGACUGCAAGCUGUUACAUCAUGAAAAGAAUAAUGACCAGAAACACGGGGAAGGAGCUUGCCUUAACACAGUAUCUCCUCCUUCAGAAAAGAUGAUGGAAGCUCUGAGUCUCUUUAAAAAAAGUGCUGUUGUUUUUCGAAGUUACAAUAGUCCAAUUAAUAUGUCCAAUGUAUCUGAGCCGUGUAGCAUGACUUCUUUAGAUAUAAUGGAUCUUUCACCUGUUUGUAGUGGCUCUUACCCAACAGCUAUCACUCCAUCCCAGAAAGGAAGGCUGUAUCAGGCCUAUCAGACGCCUCGUCAGGGGGAUGCUGGCACACCCUAUCGGACUCCAAAGAGUGUAAGAAGAGGAGCUGCCCCAGUAGAAGGUGAACGCAUCCUGGGGACCCCAGACUACCUGGCACCGGAGCUGCUUUUGACAAAGCCUCAUGGGACUCUGAUCUCUGGUUCUGCUGUAGACUGGUGGGCCCUUGGAGUUUGUCUGUUUGAGUUUCUAACUGGAAUUCCACCUUUUAAUGAUGAAACACCAGCACAGGUUUUCCAAAAUAUUUUGAAAAGAGAUAUUCCCUGGCCUGAGGGUGAAGAAAAGCUGUCUGAUAAUGCCCAAAAUGCAAUAGAUAUUCUUCUAACAAUUGACACUACUAAGAGAGCUGGACUGAAAGAGCUGAAACAUCACCCCCUCUUUCAUGGUGUGGACUGGGAUAAUCUGCAGAAUCAAACCAUGCCGUUUAUACCCCAGCCAGAUGAUGAAACUGAUACCUCUUACUUUGAAGCGAGGAAUAACGCUCAGCACCUGACUGUGUCUGGAUUUAGCUUGUAGCAUCAAGAUAAGUGAACAUUCUCCAUGGUUUUGCACACUUACAGGUUAUCUGGUAACACUAGCUUGGUCUUGACUGAGUUUCUGGGCCAAAUUUAGUGUUUUACAUGACCAGUCUUUUUAUUAUAGUCUCCUUUGUUCUAAAGUGAAACUACUGUAUGCAACUGGUAUCGAGUGCCUUUGUGCACUCACUGCACCUUACUAAGAACCCAGAACACUGACUGUCUCGGAGCUGGUAACUCUUGACAGUGCUGGGACUUUUUCAUAGCAAUGAGUAAUUCCAGUUAGGAGGUGCGAUGUUAUUUCCUAGCUAAACCUAGUAGGGAAAGGACAAAAAUGCAUACUAACUGCAUCUAUUGGUGGUUUGGUGUAAUGACAGGCUGGGUUGGAAGCACUUCUUUAACUCUGUUAAAAAAAUCCUCUGCUUAAAUUGUUGCGUUGUAACCACUUGGGCUGUAUGAAGCUGGACUGAACAUACAUUUUAGCAGGUACAAGUUUUACCUAGAAAAUGUCCUGUGUGUGCGUGUUCACUCAUGUCAGGUGUCAGCUAACAGAUGAUUUUGGCUUUUAACAAGUGAAGCAGUAUUCAUAUGGAAGCUGCUCUAUACUGAAGACUAUAAUGUACUGCAAAGCGAUAGAUUGUUCUGUAAACUCACAACAAGAGCUUAGAUUUUUACUAGAACGUAAGAUAGAAGCGUAUAUUCAGUGUUAUAAAUCUGAAUUAGGGAUAAAUAUACUUUAAUCUAUCUUUAAAUGCAACACAAAACUUGUAUCUGCUAGGUUUCAGAGGUUUGUUUUUAGGUAAUCCUGUUUAAAUAAUCUUCAGUAUUUCUGUUGCAUAGGUAUCUUUCUCUGCUAACUGAAUGAAGAUUUUAAUUUUUCAGGUUUGUACUUGUUACAUAAAGAUCACUUGUGCUACAUGGUGGUGCCAGCCAAGGGCCAUGUGCCAGCUGAGCAUUUUAAUAGUGAUUUUUGCCAAGAGGCUGAAGUGGCUUCAUGCACUGACCCCUUUUGUAGCAGAUGCAAGUUGUCCUUCCAUCACUCUGCUGCCUGGAAGACAGGAUUUAUUGGUGCAAUUCUGAGCAAACAUUGCCUGCUAGGCUUCCUGCUGUCCCCUCGGGUUGCUGGGAAAGGAAUGGGAAAAGUGAGGAAAAUGGAAGUUUCCUAGAAAAACUUGAGAGAGGUGAUUCUUAACAGCUCAAACUGCCCAAUCCCAGCUCUAGGUGUGAUAACUCAAACUUGUUGUAAAAUAUAGAGUGAGUCUCACUCCUUUUGCUAAGGAUUGCAGUUUCAGAAAACUUCUGAAUUGUUCAAUCUCUUACCUUGUUCCAUGAAAAAGGUGCUACAAAGUAAUGCACUACUGAAGCAGUUGUCCAUAAACCAUGUUCUCGGAAUGUGAUGAGAAGUUCUUUUGUGGUUUCUGCUGUACAGUUGGAAUAUAUAAACUGGGGUAGGAGGGAUACUUUAAGGUAUGCAAUCACUGAUGUUUUAUAAAACUUAUUAUUCCAUUUCCAGUAAUCUGGUUUAAGAAAGUGAGUCUUACAAGAAUGGACUACGAUUACAUGUUGAGUAAAUAAUAUAAACUGAACACCACCACCAGCUCUUCAUCUUCAGUGCUUAAUGAAUGCUUACACCUGUUCCCAUUUUGCAGUAUAACAUGUUCCCAUCAAGGUGGAAGAACUUGUUGCAGUGGUAUGGUCUUCUAAAGAAAACCUCUAGCCCCUUGAAACAGUUCUGAAUCAGUCACAAAGGUCAAGUAAGCUUCUGUAAAAACCUUAUUCUAAAAGAAAGUUGUUAGUUUUCUACCUGUUGAUUAAUGCAAUACAAAAACAUAGGUUCUGUAAGAACAGUAAAUAGACCAACAGACAAAUCCUAAUGUUUAGUAUGGAGUUACUUCUACAUUGGUGUCCAAAAUUUAAAUUCUGCACCAUCAGCACUGAAGAUGUGCAAAUACCUGUUCUCUUCAGUAUCUUGCAUUUAUCCUGGUUAUAGCAAACAGAGUUGGGUGUAACAUGUUGAUGGUUGGGGUUUGUGGUAUGGUUUUGUUUGUAGUUGGUGGUUUUUCAGCUUUGUUGUUCAACAUGGAAUUCCUUGUCAACUCUUAACUCUAUUUAAAGUUUUGCCCCACUUGUUGCUUCCCUUGAAAUACUACACGUAAAAGUGCAAAAAGCUAUAAUGUGGUAGCUGGAAGAGAUUUAAAGUUUAUUCUCAUUAGUAAUUAUUUAUAAAUAAUUAAGUAAGCUGGCAAAAGUUUCUGAUCCUUAGAAGCUGUGGAACAUAUCACUUGGCAAGUAUCCAGCUGUUACAUGGUGCUUCCUACAGGCCUAAACCUGCUAUGCAUAACCUACAUAUAAAUUCUGUAGCUUCCAGUUUAUCUUGGGAGACAGUUUAUCUGCCAUUAGCACAGGCCUGUUCCUCUAAGAACUACCGCAGAGAUCAGUGUCACACUUUGUUAUGCAGAAAUAGCAGUCUUGGACAGUUACUCCUACCCCUCACUUGCUGUUGGGCUCCUCUGUACCAGUGCAGUUUGGGGGCCAAGAUGCUGAAUGUCCUGUGUUGUUGAGUUAGGAGGUUCCAAUUUCAGCAUGGUCUGGUUUACCUAUGGUUACUCUUGCAAUGAAAUGCAUUCUUUUCCUCUCAAAAAAAUUUACUUUGCACGCUUUUGUGUAAAUAUAUAAAAUAGAAUACUGUUGUAUUAAAUAAAAUAUUGUUCUUCAAA
This is a messenger RNA of Myiozetetes cayanensis, 5460 nucleotides long. It is a transcript of the gene MASTL, whose product is annotated as microtubule associated serine/threonine kinase like. The transcript has 13 exons. Gene Ontology annotation, cellular component: nucleus. NCBI's taxonomy places the organism in Eukaryota, Metazoa, Chordata, Aves, Passeriformes, Tyrannidae. The record is from RefSeq and is a predicted model, not a curated record. Gene Ontology annotation, molecular function: protein serine/threonine kinase activity; ATP binding. Gene Ontology annotation, biological process: intracellular signal transduction; peptidyl-serine phosphorylation. The coding region runs from base 12 to 2744 and encodes 910 amino acids.